This is a messenger RNA of Theobroma cacao (cacao), 3192 nucleotides long. RefSeq names its product Homeobox-leucine zipper family protein / lipid-binding START domain-containing protein (gene PHV). The record is from RefSeq and is a predicted model, not a curated record. Lineage: Eukaryota; Viridiplantae; Streptophyta; Magnoliopsida; Malvales; Malvaceae. Gene Ontology annotation, molecular function: lipid binding; DNA binding; DNA-binding transcription factor activity.
UUAGCCCUGUCAGGCUAUCACUCUCUCUCUCUGAAGAAUCUCGAGAUUGGCGUCUAAGAUAAAGACCACAGGACCCCUGCAGUUUCAAGCUCUUCUUCUACCCAGUGCUUUUGAGUGAGAGAGAGAGAGAGAGAGAGAGAAACAAAGAACGAAGACAAAACCCAUUAUCUGAUGAAGGAGAGAGGAGGCUCUCCUGGAGGAGAGAGCCUGCCUGUGAACAACACCGCCACCACCAUCAACAAAGAAGGAGAUCAGAUUCAGAAACCAAAGCUAAAGCAACAAACUUAGUUUGUUCUGAUAAGAAAGCAAGUGACGAGCUAGAGAUUUGCUUUUAUCUGCCGAAGACAAUAAAAGAGAAACACUCAAAAACUCAGUCUGGGUGUGUCUUGUUUUUGGUGAUCUCUUCAUUUUGUUUAGUGUUUUAUUUGUUUGGGUGUGUUUUAAUGUGAAAAAAUGGCACUUUCCAUGCACAAAGACUCAUCAAAUAACAAGCAGAUGGAUAGCAGCAAGUAUGUGAGGUAUACACCAGAGCAAGUGGAGGCUCUGGAAAGAGUUUACAGUGAAUGCCCAAAGCCUAGCUCUUUAAGACGGCAACAGCUCAUUCGAGAGUGUCCUAUUCUCUCCAACAUUGAGCCUAAGCAGAUCAAAGUCUGGUUUCAGAACCGCAGAUGCCGCGAAAAGCAGAGGAAGGAAGCUUCCCGCCUUCAGACGGUGAAUAGAAAGCUGAGUGCGAUGAAUAAGCUGUUGAUGGAAGAGAAUGACCGAUUGCAGAAGCAGGUCUCCCAGCUGGUCUAUGAGAAUGGAUACAUGAGGCAGCAACUGCAGACCGGUUCUGCAACGACCACAGACAAUAAUAGCUGUGAGUCUGUGGUCAUGAGUGGUCAGCACCAACAACAGCAAAACCCAACACCUCAGCACCCCCUAAGGGAUGCUAACAGCCCAGCUGGCCUUCUCGCAAUAGCUGAGGAGACCCUGGCAGAGUUCCUGUCUAAGGCUACUGGAACUGCUGUCGACUGGGUCCAGAUGAUUGGGAUGAAGCCUGGUCCGGAUUCUAUUGGUAUUGUUGCUGUUUCCCGCAACUGUAGUGGGGUAGCAGCACGAGCCUGUGGUCUUGUGAGUCUUGAGCCCACAAAGGUUGCGGAAAUCCUCAAAGAUCGUCCAUCUUGGUUUCGUGACUGCCGAUGCCUUGAUGUAUUGAGUGUAAUUCCUACAGGAAAUGGAGGAACCAUUGAGCUCAUAUAUAUGCAGACUUUUGCACCUACAACAUUGGCAGCGGCACGGGAUUUUUGGACGCUGAGAUAUACUACAAGCUUAGAAGAUGGAAGUCUUGUGAUAUGCGAGAGGUCGUUAACAUCUUCUACUGGUGGCCCUACAGGGCCUCCUACUUCAAGUUUUGUCAGAGCUGAAAUGCUUCCUAGUGGCUUCCUAAUCAGACCUUGUGAGGGUGGUGGCUCCAUUAUUCACAUUGUUGAUCAUGUUGAUUUAGAUGUUUGGAGUGUUCCUGAAGUUCUCAGGCCACUUUAUGAAUCGUCCAAAAUUCUUGCUCAGAAAAUGACCAUUGCUGCCUUGCGGCAUAUACGACAAAUUGCACAAGAAACAAGUGGAGAAAUUCAGUAUGGUGGUGGUCGUCAACCUGCUGUUUUAAGGACUUUUAGUCAGCGACUUUGCAGGGGCUUUAAUGAUGCUGUGAAUGGGUUUGCUGAUGAUGGUUGGUCACUGAUGGGUAGUGAUGGUGUUGAAGAUGUGACCAUUAUGAUAAAUUCAUCUCCAGGCAAAUUUCUUGGGUCUCAAUACAACACCUCAAUGUUCCCUUCUUUUGGGGGAGGUGUACUAUGUGCCAAGGCAUCAAUGUUGCUUCAGAAUGUUCCUCCUGCAUUACUUGUUCGCUUUUUGAGGGAGCAUCGUUCAGAGUGGGCCGAUUAUGGAGUUGAUACUUACUCUGCUGCUUGUCUUAAAGCUAGUCCAUAUGCGGUUCCCUGUGCAAGACCUGGUGGCUUCCCUAGUAGCCAGGUCAUUCUGCCUCUUGCCCAUACCGUUGAACAUGAAGAGUUCCUUGAAGUUGUUCGGCUAGAAGGCCAUGCAUUCACGCCAGAAGAUGUAGCUCUGGCACGGGAUAUGUACUUAUUACAGCUAUGCAGUGGGAUUGAUGAAAAUGCAGUUGGCGCCUGUGCACAGCUUGUGUUUGCACCUAUUGAUGAAUCCUUUGCUGAUGAUGCCCCAUUGCUGCCAUCUGGAUUUCGAGUCAUACCUCUGGAUCCCAAGACAGUUACGUUGACAUGUCAAUCUAGUGCUGAUGGGGCUGGAGCAACUCGAACAUUGGAUUUGGCUUCUGCACUUGAAGUGGGCCCUGGUAGCAACCGCCUAGCUGGUGAUGGUGAUCCAAGCAAUUAUAACCUUAGAUCUGUCUUAACCAUUGCAUUCCAAUUCACUUUUGAAAACCACUUGAGGGACAACGUGGCUGCUAUGGCUCGGCAGUAUGUGCGUAGUGUUGUGGGAUCUGUUCAAAGGGUUGCCAUGGCUAUUGCCCCAUCCCGUCUUAGCUCCAAUAUGGAACCAAAAGCCCUACCUGGUUCUCCUGAGGCUCUUACUUUGGCACGUUGGAUUUGUCGAAGCUACAGAAUUCAUACUGGAGAAGAACUCCUUCGAGUAGAUUCACAAGCUGGCGAUGCUUUGCUGAAGCAACUGUGGCACCAUUCAGAUGCAAUUAUGUGCUGUUCAUUGAAAACAAAUGCAUCUCCAGUUUUUACCUUCGCAAAUCAGGCUGGGCUUGAUAUGCUUGAAACUACUCUAGUGGCCCUGCAAGACAUAAUGCUGGACAAAAUUCUUGAUGAAGCUGGCCGCAAGAUUCUCUGCUCUGAGUUCUCAAAAAUCAUGCAACAGGGUUUUGCAUAUCUCCCAGCAGGGAUAUGUGUAUCUAGUAUGGGCAGACCAGUGUCCUAUGAGCAGGCUAUUGCAUGGAAGGUUCUCAAUGACAAUGAUGCGAAUCACUGCCUUACCUUCAUGUUCGUAAACUGGUCUUUUGUGUGAUCUAGUAAGAUGUAUGGAAGAAUUAAAUUUUAGGUAUCUAUUAAGUUAUAUAUUUGCUCUUUAGUACUUGAGAAGAUGGUAUGAUAUAUAAAGAAGUUAUUGGUAGGAUUUUAUGAAUGCUUAUGUCUUUAUGUGAAUGGUUAGAUGUUUUCUUGAUGAUGUGAA